Messenger RNA from Rotaria sp. Silwood2, 372 nucleotides. Lineage: Eukaryota; Metazoa; Rotifera; Eurotatoria; Philodinida; Philodinidae. The record is from the annotation of a GenBank genome assembly.
AUGCCAAGUAGUCGAACUCUUCCAUCAUUUGGUCCAUAUGAAUAUUCAUCACACUUAGGUGGUUUUGUUGGUAGAAGUUUUUUAAGUGGAAUUCGACCACAAGAAUAUUUCUUUCAUUGUAUGGCUGGACGAGAAGUUUUUAUUGAUACAGUUGUAAAAACUGCUCGUAUUGGUUAUUUACAACGUUGGUUAAUGAAACAUUUAGAAGGUUUAGUUUUUAAUUAUGAUUUAACAGUACGUGAUAGUGAUGGAAAUUUUAUUCAAUUUCAAUAUGAUGAAUAUCGUUUUGCUGUUGAACAAUGUACUUAUUUAAAAGAAGCUUAUUAUCAAUUUCUUAUUGCUAAUCAUAUCAAUAAUAUUACGUCAAGAUGA